CGCGUGCACUUUCAAGUCCGAGUCGGUUUCUUUCGAUAACUUUGAUAUUAUGGUAAAAAAAACAAAUCGAUUGUGGUUUAGCGUGGUCUGUACUCUUAUCGACAACGAGUACGCGUCAUCACAGUGGUCAAAAUUUGUUUCGGACUCACGGCUGCGCCUCUAGUCUCCUCGGCAGCCGUUUUUUUGGGGGGGAAGCGUUGCGUGACAUCCCAAAAAAACGGCUGCGGAGGAGACUACUGCGCCUCGUGCGUCCGCAACAUUUUGACCACUGUGAUGACGCUACUCGUUGUCGAUAAGAAUACAGACCAUAUUCGAUUUGUUAAAAUAUGCAAAAUUUUGGAAGGGCGAACAGAGAGGAAACUGGAGUCAAAAACCUGAGCCCCUAAUCUUCUCGUUCAGCGGUUUCAACAAAAAAUUCAAUAUGGCGGACGAAAUGCCAUGACUGACUCGUGAACAGAUCAGAAGGAAAGCAAUAAUCUGUGUACAGUUUGUUUGCUUUUUCUAUUCGUCAUGGAGCUUUCAAAAGAGCUGGACGAAAUUGAUACAGAACUCAAGGAAAUUGAGGCUCAAAUUGAAAGCCUGCUGGAAAGACAACAAUUUCUCCAGUCACGGAAGGAACUGAUUCAAUCUCAGAUAUGUAGCGGACUGGACACAUGCGAGCCUUGCUCGUCCGUGCAGAAGAACGAAAAUGGCCAAAAUUGGUCGGCAAACAAUUUCUCCUGGUCUAAAAAGGUGGACACUGCCAGGAAGGACAUCUUCAAGAUCGAAAAGUUUCGCCCUCUUCAACUGGAGUGUAUUAAUGCUACUAUAGCGGGAACUGAUUGUAUUUUGAUCAUGCCCACCGGAGGUGGGAAAAGCUUGUGCUUUCAACUGCCAGCAGUGAUUUCAAAAGGGGUCACUCUUGUUGUUUCUCCGCUGAUCUCUUUGAUUGAGGACCAGCUUAUGGCUUUGAAUGAACUCAAAAUUGACAGUUCCUUCUUAAAUUCUAACUGUUCCAAGGACGAAGUCAACGCUGUACACCACGCAAUGGUUGACAAGAACUCCGAUUUAAAACUGUUGUAUGUAACACCUGAGAAAAUUGCCAAAAGCAAAAGGUUUAUGGCUAAAUUAGAGAAAACAUAUGAAGGUGGCAGAUUGUCACGAAUUGUAAUAGAUGAAGUUCAUUGCACAAGUCAAUGGGGCCAUGACUUCCGACCUGAUUACAAAAUCCUUGGGAUUUUGAAGCGUCAGUUCCCAGGGGUCCCUAUCUUGGGUCUCACAGCCACAGCUACGACAAAAGUUGUUGAUGAUGUCAAAAAGAUUCUUGGCCUUCAGGAAGAUUGUCUGCUCUUUAAAGCAUCUUUCAACAGACCUAACUUGUUCUAUGAGGUGCGACACAAGCCAUCAAAGCAUGGUGAGUGUAUGGAUGAAAUUCACAAACUGUUGACGCAGAAGUUUCCUGGGCAGUCAGGUAUUGUGUAUUGUUUCUCUCGCAAAGACUCAGUUACCAUUGCUUCAAGUCUUACCUCUCAUGGCAUUAAGGCAGCCUGUUACCAUGGCGAUCUAGAUGGCAAGUCUCGCAGUCAAGUGCAUAGAGCCUGGAGUAGUAAUACAAUACAAGUUGUGGUAGCUACAGUGGCUUUUGGAAUGGGCAUUGAUAAGCCAGAUGUGCGCUUUGUAAUUCAUCACUCCUUGAGCAAAUCCAUGGAGAAUUUCUAUCAAGAAAGUGGGCGUGCUGGAAGAGAUGAUAAAGAGUCCCACUGUAUUUUGUUCUAUCGGCCAUUUGACAUCUUUCAGCAAAGCACUAUGGUCUUUACAGAACAAACAGGUUUGGAGAAUCUGUAUGGAAUGUUGUCUUACUGUCAAGAACAGAAGAAUUGCAGGCGAGCUCUGAUUGGUCGACAUUUUGGAGAGUCCUGGAACCCAGCUGAAUGCCACGAAAUGUGUGACAACUGUAUGAAGAAGACUGCUGACCAAGUAGAUGGGUCAUCUCCUUUUGAAGCCCUCGAUAUAACGAACCACUGUUUAGACCUCCUGAAAAUCCUCCAUCAAGCAGCGUCUCUCUCAGAACGUGUUACCGCCAUUAAACUUGUAGACGCUUGGUGCGGCAAGGGACAGACGAGCCUGCGCAUGCGUGACGUCAAGACUCCGGAUCUUUCGCGCGAGGACUGUGAACGAGUUGUGGUUUAUUUGUUACUGGAGGGUGUGUUGCGCGAGGAUUUUCACUUCACGCCGUAUUCAACUAUUAGCUAUCUCGUGCCAGGGCCUAACGCGAGGUUGGUGCAGAAAGUCGGUAAAAGAGUGUUCAUGGAUUUCAGGGUGGAUUCUCGAUCUAAAAAGAUCAAACAGAAGACGAGCAAGCGAUCACUGAAGUCAUCAAACGUGGCUGGAAAGAGCGAUGCAUUGAGCAAGAAAAGUAAGAUGGAACCUGGGACCAAGACUAACAGAGAGGCAAUCGAUAAUUCUUCGGAUAUGGUCGACGGGGAUUGUGACGACUUCGUCAGUAGUAGUAAACGCCCAAAACGUUCGUCACACAUUGUCGAAUCGGAUGACGACGACAAUGUAAUAUUUCUGGACUAAAACCUUAGCUUCUUCUGGCGACAUUUUUCAUUUCUGAACAGACGUUUCUCUGUUUUCUCUGUUUCACUCAUCUUACAAGUAAAGAAGUUUCAUUGGA
Orbicella faveolata is the source of this 2656-nucleotide messenger RNA. Its product is annotated as ATP-dependent DNA helicase Q1-like. Gene Ontology annotation, molecular function: 3'-5' DNA helicase activity; four-way junction helicase activity; ATP binding. Gene Ontology annotation, cellular component: chromosome; cytoplasm. The record is from RefSeq and is a predicted model, not a curated record. Gene Ontology annotation, biological process: double-strand break repair via homologous recombination. NCBI's taxonomy places the organism in Eukaryota, Metazoa, Cnidaria, Anthozoa, Scleractinia, Merulinidae.